Molecule: messenger RNA, 1902 nt
Organism: Rhopalosiphum maidis (corn leaf aphid)
Lineage: Eukaryota; Metazoa; Arthropoda; Insecta; Hemiptera; Aphididae
Product: zinc finger MYM-type protein 1-like
Exons: 2
Coding region: 1-1902 (633 amino acids)
Source: RefSeq, a predicted model, not a curated record
AUGUCGGAUGGUAGACAGCGACUUUCAGGUGCAGAAUAUAGGAAAAGAAAACGUGAAAAAGAAGCUGUAAUUAAAAAACAGUCUAAUUCUAUCAAAAAAUUUUUAACGGGUUCUUCCUCUUCAUUAAAUAUUUCAAAUGCUGUAGUUGUACAACCUAGUGAAGUUGUUGACUCUUUCUCAGUUAUAGAUGCCACUGUACCUUCUGAAACUACAGUAGCCAAAAGUUCAACAGAAAAUGUUAUCAGUACAGACCCUGCGGAAUGGCCUUUAAUUAUUAAUAACGACUUUAAAACAUUGUUGGUUGAAAAAGGCCCUCCUGCUCCGUUAAAUGCAAAUUUUGUAUUUCCUUCAGAUGAUCAAGGACGAAAAUUCACACAAUUUCAUUACAAACGAAGUAUGAGUAAUGGAGAAAAUGUCACAAGAACAUGGCUUGUAUACUCUAUUUCCAAUGACGUAAUAUUUUGUUUUUGCUGUAAACUAUUUGAUAAUUCAAACUCUAAGUUGGCUUUAGAAGGGUAUAAUGACUGGAGGCAUUGUACACAAAUGUUAAAAGGACAUGAAACAUCAAAAAAUCAUUUGACCGCAUAUAGUACAUGGUUAGAAUUGUCAUUGAGGUUAAAAAAAACAAAAACAAUUGAUGACGUAAACCAACGUAUUUUAGAAUCUGAGUGUAGGCAUUGGAAUGAAGUUUUACAACGUAUCAUGUCGGUAGUACAAUUUCUCGGUCAUCAAAAUUUAGCUUUUCGUGGAUCAUCUGAUCAGUUAUUCAAACAUAAUAAUGGAAAUUUUUUAAAAUUAAUUGAACUUAUGGCUAAGUAUGAUUCUGUGAUGGCUGAACAUGUAAGAAGAAUAAUUAAUAGUAAAAAAAAUAUAAGCCAUUAUUUAGGAAAAGAUAUUCAAAAUGAGAUGAUUAAUUUAUUAGCUCAGUCUAUUAAGUCUCGCAUAGUUACUAUGGUUAGCGAAGCGAAGUAUUAUAGUAUUAUACUAGAUUGUACUCCUGAUAUAAGUCACUCGGAGCUCAUGACUAUUAUUAUUCGUUUUGUGUCAAUUGAAGAUUCAAAAGUUACCAUACGUGAACAUUUUCUUGGUUUUAUUUCAGUUGAAAAUAGUACUGGAGAAAAUCUAUGCGAUGUACUUUUAAAUAUAUUACGUGAGCUGAAUAUACCUUUGAGUAAUAUGCGAGGACAAGGAUAUGACAAUGGAGCCAAUAUGAAAGGUGUGCACUCCGGAGUCCAACGGCACAUUCGAAAUAUUAAUCCACGUGCAUUUUUUGUUCCUUGUAGUGCGCAUUCCUUAAAUCUUGUUGUAAAUGAUGCCGCAAAAUCUUCAAAAGAAGCUGUAGCGUUUUUUGAUAUAAUUCAAAAAGUAUUCAACUUUUUUUCUGCCUCAACUAUUCGUUGGCAAAUUCUUUUAAAACAUGUUAAAGAACUAACACUCAAACCAUUAAGUCAAACCCGGUGGGAAAGUCGAAUAGACGCACUUAAACCGUUUCGAAAUUACAUAGGUGAAAUUUAUGAUGCUUUGUUUGAAAUAUCAGAAAAUAUAAAUUUAGAUCCGAUGGUAAAACAUGAAGCUGAAUGUUUAUGUAAUCUUAUUAAAACAUUUAAAUUUAUUUGUUCUGUUGUCAUUUGGUACGACAUACUUAAUCAUAUAAAUCCAGUUAAUAAAUUAAUGCAAAAACCAAAUUUUGACAUAUCUUUAGCUUUGGGCAUUUUAGAAACUUUAUUGAAACAUUUAAAUGAACUGAGAUCUGAAGAAUCUUUUGAGAAAAUGAUUAUAGAUUCAACAGCACUUGCGACGGAAAUGGGAGUAGAGUCUGUUUUUGAGAACUCACGGGGUAGAGUUAAACCACGACGUACUCGUAAACACUUUGAUUAUGAACACAACGAUGAACCACUAUAA